Molecule: messenger RNA, 1217 nt
Organism: Raphanus sativus (radish)
Lineage: Eukaryota; Viridiplantae; Streptophyta; Magnoliopsida; Brassicales; Brassicaceae
Product: glucuronoxylan 4-O-methyltransferase 3
Exons: 2
Coding region: 144-1031 (295 amino acids)
Biological process (GO): xylan biosynthetic process
Molecular function (GO): glucuronoxylan 4-O-methyltransferase activity
Source: RefSeq, a predicted model, not a curated record
CAUGUCUUCCUCAACUUCCUCAAUCAUUCACUUUCCUUUAUGCUACAAUAUUAUACAAUAGCUCUUCUAUAUAGUUAUAUACCUUCUCACCCUUAUCAAAUCCUUUCAUUGUUGCAUUCGUCGAUCAAAACAAAGAUUGAAAAAUGAGGACCAAAUCUCAGUCUUCUGUUAAUCUGAAGGUCAUAUUCACAUGCUGCUCAAUCUUGAUCUUUCUCAUUAUCUUCUUUGCAAGAUCAAACAUCUCUUCUUCCUCCUCAAGGCCCCUUUCCAAAACACAUCUCUCUCAAGAAGAAGAAGAAAAUCAGACGCAUUGUCCAUCAACAAAACAAUGCACAAAGAUGCCAAUAUCUUUAUCCGACGCAUUGGUUCACUACGUCACCAGUAACGUCACUCCACAACAGACAUUCGACGAAGUCUCUGUCUCAAAGAGAGUGUUGGACAAGAAGUCUCCAUGUAACUUCCUCGUCUUUGGUUUAGGUCAUGACAGCUUGAUGUGGGCAUCUCUCAACCACGGUGGACGUACCUUGUUUAUUGAGGAAGAUAAGGCUUGGAUCGAGACUGUGACUAAGAAGUUCCCAAACUUGGAAGCUUACCACGUCGUUUACGACACCAAAGUGAAAAAUUCAGACAAGCUGAUGGAGCUAGGAAGAUCAGAGGAGUGCAAAUCCGUCUCCGACCCAAGAAACUCGAAAUGUGAUCUAGCGUUGAAAGAUUUUCCGGCAGAUUUUUACGAGACGAAAUGGGAUCUGAUCAUGGUAGAUGCUCCAACUGGUUACCACGAGGAAGCUCCAGGGAGGAUGAGCGCUAUCUACACGGCGGGGCUUUUGGCUCGCAACCGUGAAGAUGGAGAAACUGACGUUUUUGUUCACGACGUUAACCGUCCGGUGGAAGAUGAGUUCUCGGCGACUUUCUUGUGUAAGGGAUACAUGAGGGAGCAAAAUGGGAGGCUAAGGCAUUUCACCAUCCCUAGUCACAGGGCUCGAGCUGGAAGACCCUUUUGUCCUGUGGAUGUUGAUCGCCGCCGCCGUUGAUUUACAUGGUGGACCUAGAGUCACUUUGCUUAGCUGGCUUUCUGUGUGUGUUUUUGCUUUAUCUUUGAUGAUUUUGGUUUACUUUUAAGGAUUCAGUGCAUUUACUGAAACGAUGUAUUAAUGUAGUUUUCUUUUCUUCAUAUAAUUAUUUGUCAUAUUAAUGAACACAAAUAAAAAAUUAUCAGA